AUGGGAAAUAGUGACUUUGCCAAGCAAAAGACAUUCGUUAAACUCAUGAAGAAGAGCUUUGCAACGAACUGGCGUUUCGCAGUUGUCACCUACGGAGAAAGGGCGUCGGUUGAAACCAACUUAACUCAAAAUGUAAAUAUCAGUGAGUUUGAAAAAGCUGUAGACAGAAUAGAAAAGGACGAGGAUGGUAAGACGGGGGUACAAUUGGGCAUGGCCAUGGACUUAGCUACCACUGAAAUAUUUUCAAAAACAAGACCAGGGAUAACAAAACUAGCUGUAGUUCUUACCGAUGGAACUCCAAUGGCUGGUUUAGACAGUAGUGAGGUCAAGCGAACCCUCCGAGAUUCAAGGAAAGCGGACGUCCGUGUGGUCACUUUAGGAACUGGUAAAAGUGUCGAUCCUAAGGAAUGGCGUAGUGUGCUCCAACGAAACCAAGACUUGAUUCAGUUACAAGAUUCGCACGAUCUGAUGUUUAAAAUUCGUGACAACGCAGCAGCCAUAUGCACCGCAGCUGGUGAGUAUCGUUGCAUUUUUUGAGGUAUGUAACUGCUGCAGCCCGGCGCUACAAGUAUAGUCGCUGCCAUUGAAGGCGUAGCUAGAAAUUGUCUAGAGGUACGCCGGUUUUCAGACCAUCCAUUAUCCAUUUCCAAAGUUAUUUUCACACGCUGGUGACUUGUCUUGUUUUUAAUCGGUACGGUGAGAUGAUCCUCAGUCUUGAAAUUGAUCCUAGUGUGCCAGUAGCAGCAGAGAAACACACCACAUUUUAAAGAGGAGUCAGUAUAUGACAAAGGUUUAGAGCAUCGCUUUUAAAUAUCCCUUGUUUAUCUUCUGUUCUUUUGCCUUGCUUUACAUUUCUAUUUUGUUUUUGUUUUUUCUCUUAUACUGGUUAACUGCGUAUCCCUUGUAUAGCAUUUUUUGACCUUCUGAACAACGGUGUCCAGGUCAUUAGCCCAUACCUAUGGCACCUGGGGUCAAUUAAAUAAAACUUUUACAAGUGUAAUUGUAGCUAUUGUUUCCUGACCCUAAAACAAUGGCUACACUUGUAAAUUACGCUUGUUAAAGUUUUAUUAAAUUGACCCCUGGCCAGGCUUUAUAUCAAACACUGAAUACAUACAAGUUUCCACAUAUUUACACGCAGAACUGCUAGAGAAACCCACAUGUGUGCAUGCCGUGGACAUCGCUUUUUUGAUGGAUUCAUCGGAUAACAUCGACGCAGAAAACUUUCAAAAACAAAAGUCGCUGGUGAUAUCUAUCGCAAGGAGCUUUGGAAUCUCACCAAACACUAGCCGAGCGGCUGUGGUUCUCUACAGCGACAAGGCUUCAGUUCGUUUCCGAUUUGGAGAUUCAAUGAGCACUAAGUUGUUUGAAAAUACUGUUCGAGAUUUACCACAUAUAAGGGGAGAAAGCAGAAUGGACAAGGCCUUUGAGGUCGCUGCCAAUGACAUUUUUCCCAGUGGCCGAGUUGGAAUACCUAAAAUAGCUUUUGUGGUUGCAAAUGGUCAGCAAGCGUCUGACGCGAACUUGUUGGAUGUAGCUUCGAAAACGCUGACAAAGGAGGAGUAA
Molecule: messenger RNA, 1563 nt
Organism: Porites evermanni
Lineage: Eukaryota; Metazoa; Cnidaria; Anthozoa; Scleractinia; Poritidae
Source: the annotation of a GenBank genome assembly